Messenger RNA from Hypoxylon trugodes, 747 nucleotides. RefSeq lists its product as uncharacterized. Bases 1 to 747 code for a protein of 248 amino acids. Lineage: Eukaryota; Fungi; Ascomycota; Sordariomycetes; Xylariales; Hypoxylaceae. The transcript is spliced from 2 exons. The record is from RefSeq and is a predicted model, not a curated record.
AUGUUCAUUAAGAUCCUCCUUGUGCGGUUACUCUUCGCAAACCUGUGGCAAUUCGCCCUCGGCAUGGGUAAUAGAACAAAUGGCACGAUCACCGAACCACCUCCCGAACCACCAAGCUGCGCUUCUCGUUGUAUGGUUGAUAGCAUGUUCGCAACGCAAUGCCUCGAUACGAGAUGUCUCUGCAACGAAAAAGACUACCAGCGGGUCUGCAUUCCCCCUCUAAUGAGUAGUCAUACUCAGCUAACCCUAUCCCGUAUCCAGUCUCUCUUUCAGUGCCUCUACUCUCAAUGCGAUACCAACAAUUACGGACCCGCACUUAGCCACUCCAUAUCGCUAUGCAUGAAUCUCGGCGCCGUGAUUUACAUGGUAGCGCCAGGCGUAGUCGACAAUGACAUACUCCGGUCCCGCGAGGAUGACUACCUUGCCGGGCGCGAAGUAGCAGACGUCCCAGGCUUGCAACUACGACAGGAGAGCAUCGCCGGGCACGGACAGACAACUACUGUAACAACCACGGUCACAGAUUUUAUCACGGUGUCCUAUGCCCCGGUCACGUACUUUUCGACAGCUAGUAGCGAGCUCCUCGAGACCACGCAAGCAGCAGAAGAGGUUCCUCAUACCACCUCUACCUCGGCGAACCGGCCUUGGGUGGUUCCUAUAUCAAAGGCUGCGAGCGAAAGACCCUCAUUUUUCGGGUUGGUGUUGUGGAUCGCGUUGGUAGUUGCGUUGGAUUACUGGAUGAACAGCUAG